AUGCAUAAUUUGGGUUGUAGUAGGCUUCUUAGAUAUCAGAAGCAAACUCACACGGCGACAUGCCGGAAUCCGCCGCCUACGCCACCUUACGAUGUAUUCAUUAGCCAUCAAGGAAGGGACACAAAGCGCAACCUAGCUAGUUUGCUCUACGAUCACUUCACUCGCCGAAACCUAAAUCCAUUCUUGGACAACAAGAGCAUGAAACCUGGUGACAAGCUCCUAGACAAGAUUGAUUCUUCAAUUUGGGCUUGUAAGAUCGGAGUUUCCAUCUUCUCUCCACGUUAUUGCAGCUCUUACUUCUGUCUUCAUGAACUGACACUAAUGAUGGAAUAUAAGAAGAAAAUCAUCCCUAUCUUCUGUGAUGUCAAGCCCUCAGAACUUCAAAUCGUUUUGGAAAAUGGAAGAUGUUCAACUAAAGAGUUGCAGAGGUUCAAAUGGGCAGUUGAAGAGGCCAAACACACCGUAGGCUUAACAUUCGAUUCGCGAAAUGGGGACUGGUUGAAACUCUUAAGAAGGGCUUCAGACACUGUGGUGGAGAGCUUGAUGGAAUUAGAGGCAGAUGGAGACAAUAACCAGUGCUCCUGCACUCCCACUCAAGCCAGCUUUGCGUAUUGA
This is a messenger RNA of Telopea speciosissima, 615 nucleotides long. Its product is annotated as TIR-only protein-like. The record is from RefSeq and is a predicted model, not a curated record. Gene Ontology annotation, biological process: signal transduction. Bases 1 to 615 code for a protein of 204 amino acids. Lineage: Eukaryota; Viridiplantae; Streptophyta; Magnoliopsida; Proteales; Proteaceae. The transcript has 3 exons.